UUGUCACUUGUGUUGGGUGCUAUUUUUCAGUCGCUUUUGUGAAACUAUUGUCGACUAAAGCAAGGAAAAUUAUAGAAAUUUAUUGGAAAAAAUGUAUUUCGAUAACCUUUUGGGCGAUGAAAACGAAGAAGAGGUGGUGUAUUUAAAUCUUAGACAAAAGCUUACAAAGCGUAUCAUUAAGAAGGCGCCCAAUAAUGCUAUUAAACCCAAAAUUGGAUCUCUGGUGACUAUCAAUCUAGUUGGGAUAGUUGAACCUAAUAUUAAAGUGGAAGACCUGAGGAGUUUCCAGUGUCAUCUCGGUGACUAUGAGGUUGUCGAUGGCCUGGAAAGGAUCCUCCCCUCGAUGAAGGUGGGCGAAAUAGCAAGUGUGUCAAUGGAUUCCGACUUUGCUUAUGGUAUCUACGGACUGCAGGAUAGUGCCUACUUUACUAACGAUUUCCUAGUUCCGCCCUAUUCGCCUAUUUCCUAUGGUAUAGAGCUUGUAGCUAUAAAAACCGAAGAAUCAAAGGAUUUAGAAGACGAUGAAUUACUCUGUACUUAUGUUGCUCGCAAGAAGGCUCGUUGCGACUUUUGGCUCAUACGCUUGGAGUUCAAGAAAGCUAUCCAUCUGUUCAAACGUGCUAGGACAUAUCUACUUAAAAUCAAGGACGAAGGGAAAGCUAAAGCUCUUAUGCAACGUCUGGCUCUAAACUGUGACCUUGGCUCCUAUAUGAAAUGUCGUGUUGUGAGAGUUUUUAAUGCAGCUCUGAUAGAGGUUGAAAGUGUCCUAAGUUUGGAGCCGGACAAUACAGAUGCUUUAUUUCGUAAGGCAAAAAUACUAAAAUGUGUGGGUAAUACAACGUGCGCUUUGGAUAUAAUGAUUAGAGUGACCGAGCUUGAUCCAGAACAUCAGGAUGCUGCAGCAGAAGUUUCCGAACUCAAAUACACCGAAGCUUUUGAGAACUACAGAGGUUCGCAUCAAAACGUAUCUGGCUUCAAUAUACGCCGUCCAAUUAUUUGGUUCAUGGUAACCAAUGUCAUCUUGUGGAUUUAUUUUAUCACUAACAAAGUACUAAACAUUUUUACAAAGACCCGUUGAAGAGCUGUUUCUGCUGUUGCAUUAAUAAAUUAUAUAUCUGAGCAUUAA
Drosophila serrata is the source of this 1126-nucleotide messenger RNA. Its product is annotated as peptidyl-prolyl cis-trans isomerase FKBP8-like. Lineage: Eukaryota; Metazoa; Arthropoda; Insecta; Diptera; Drosophilidae. The record is from RefSeq and is a predicted model, not a curated record.